AUGAGCUAUCAACAAUCGCAUCACGGGUCGGACGAGGACGAUGAGUCCGAGAACGAGGAGUCGACGAGUGCUGUGGAGAGCGUGGAAGGCAGCGUGGAAGAUUCUUCGUCGUCAAGCGAAUCGGAGACGGACGGAGACCAGGACAUGGAAAAUUGCGAGGACAUCGAGGUCGACGAUCGCAAGGGUGCCGAUGUCCUGCUCAAUAUACAUGACCAGCUCGACCUUGACAAGCUUCAGGAGAUGAAGAGGUUCUUCAUUGCUGACGAUGACACUUCGGGGGCGUACGCGGAGCUCGAUAUGAAGCAAUUCAGCGACGCGCUGAGGUCAGUUCUGCCCGAUAUCGAGGACCUGACGGAUGAAGACCUCGGGCUACUCUUCAUGAAGAUCGACGCCAACGGUAGCGGGGACGUCGAUUGGGAUGAGUUCACCGGCUUCCUAUUGCAGCUGGAUGAGGGCAAUCGCAACAUGGCGGCGGCCGCACACAUGGUGGACCUAAAGCCGCUGCCCAGGAAUCAGCGGGCGGGGGCCGAUGAGCACGCAGGACAACACCGAGAUAUGAUCGAAAAGGUGAUCAACGUCGAACGGCCAGGCAUCAGUGCAUACCUGACUUGCGGCAGGGACGGCGCCAUCAAGUUCUGGAACAAGGGCACCUUUGCCCACUACCGUACUAUCCGGCAUCUCGACACAAUGAAGGCCGCCUACGAAAUCAUCAUCACGGGGGGUAAAGGCAGAGAGGUGGACGGGAACGGACGAAGAGUCUGCUCGGCGGAGGUGAACAGAGCCGUCAAAUCGAUGAAGUCUGCCUGGAUAUACGACAUCCAACAGGUAGUCUCGAUUUUUGGCUUCUUUGUGAGCAUGCUUAACCAAUUUAACUCCUGGGGCCUUCUCGCGUUCAAGCCGGACGCAGGCACCAGCGAGGAUCAUAUUUUUACGGUUAAGAAAUGCACGGUCGCGCUGUUGUUUGAACCUGCAACCGACGGCUACAUAAGCCCUUUUGGGGAUGAAUGA
Messenger RNA from Ectocarpus siliculosus, 1008 nucleotides. Lineage: Eukaryota; Phaeophyceae; Ectocarpales; Ectocarpaceae. The record is from the annotation of a GenBank genome assembly.